AUGCGCCUUAAACGUUUUCUUCUACGAUAUUAUCCUCCAGGAAUUAUUCUUGAAUAUGAACAGAGCAAUGUAUUAAAAACGAAAUCAAUUGAUUUACUUGAUCUUAAACCUGACACUGAUAUCAAUAGUGUUGUUGAGGAAAUUGUAAAAAAAGAACCUUUAAUUACAGCAACAAAAGUUGAUAAAGUUAAAGAAUUAAUUGAAAGAUUGCAAGAAAAAAUUUCUCAUCAAGAAGAUAGACGUUUUUAUUUAUUUAAAGUACUUCGUGCUCAUAUACUUCCAUUAACAUAUGUAGCAUUCAAUAAAUCUGGUUCAGUAUUUAUUACCGGUUCAUAUGAUCGCACAUGUAAAGUAUGGGAUACAGCAUCAGGUGAAGAAUUACAUACACUUGAAGGACACAAAAAUGUUGUUUAUGCUAUAGCAUUUAAUAAUCCAUACGGAGAUAAAAUAGCAACUGGUUCAUUUGAUAAAACCGCUUGUAUUUGGAGUACAGAACGUGGCACAUGUUAUCAUACACUUCGUGGUCAUACUGGUGAAAUAGUAUGCCUUGCAUUUAAUCCUCAAAGCACAGUUUUAGUAACUGGUAGUAUGGAUCAUACAGCUAAAUUAUGGGAUAUUGUUUCUGGCACAGAAAUAGCUAGUUUACAUGGUCACACAGGUGAAAUAAUAUCAGUUAGUUUUAAUACAAGAGGUGAUCAAGUAAUAACAGCUUCAUUUGAUCGUACUGUUGCUAUAUGGGAUGUUCGCACUGGAAAUAAAAUUCAUACAUUAAUUAGUCAUACAGCUGAAGUAAGCAGUGCACAAUUUAAUUGGGAUUGUAGUCGAAUAGUGACUGCUAGUAUGGAUAAAACAUGUAAAUUAUGGGAUGCAUUAUCUGGUGAAUGUAUUGCAACAUUAAGAGGACAUGAAGAUGAAGUACUUGAUGUUGUAUUUGAUUCUACUGGUCAAUAUAUAGCAACAGCAUCAGCUGAUAAGACUGGACGUGUAUAUGAUGCAUUCAGUCAAUUAUGUAUAGCUACAUUAACAGGACAUCAAGCUGAAAUAUCUAAAAUUGUUUUUAAUUCACAAGGCAAUCGUUUAAUUACAGCGAGUGCGGAUAAAACAGCUCGAAUUUGGGAUCCACUAACAGGUGAAUGUAAACAAAUACUUGAAGGACAUACAGAUGAAAUAUUUAGUUGUGCUUUUAAUUAUGAAGGAAAUACAAUUAUUACAGGCAGUAAAGAUAAUACAUGUCGAAUCUGGCGAUGA
Messenger RNA from Rotaria sp. Silwood1, 1248 nucleotides. Lineage: Eukaryota; Metazoa; Rotifera; Eurotatoria; Philodinida; Philodinidae. The record is from the annotation of a GenBank genome assembly.